GGGGCUGGUGAGUGGGGGAGGCUGUCACAUUCAAGGAACACGCCAGGCUGGCACCCCAGCAUGCAGAGCCCCUCUCCCCUCCCCAGCAGCCACAGACGUUCAAGGGGGCGGGGAAUCCUAAUCUAAUGACGUUGAGGCACAAGAGCCUUUGGCCCAUGACGUUGACCCCCCCAGGUGCCCCUGUGACCUGUGGAGCCGCUGAGCGCAUUUGAAGAAGGAUUCCCCCUCGCGGGCGUGUUUCAAGAUGUUCCUCUUCGCCCGUAAAACCAAGACCCCCAUCAGCACCUACACGGACUGCUACCGACCUCCCAAUUCCAUGCGAAAAACCUUCCAGGAGGCGCCGAUGACCCUGUGGAAAGAGAACAAGUUUGUGACAGAGGGGUUAAAGAUGCCCAGAGUAGAAAAUCAAGUGAACCAAGCUCACCUGGAGAAGAUGAUUAAGCAUGCGGUGCAGGAAUACUCCUAUAAGAACACGAUAGAACCGACAGCCUACAGGCCGGAAAAGUACUGGGUAACCAGGCCGGAAGAAAAGUACAAUCCAGUUUUUGUCAGUGGAGACAAGUACGCAACAUGGCGGACAGGCCCCUACAACAGCGCGGGGUGGAAUAAAUACACCACCUACCUCCCCAGGCUUCCAAAGGAAGCCGGGAUGGAGACCAUCCUGCGCGGGAUGCCCAUGCAAUACCCCCCGAAGCCUGACCGACUCAAUAACUACGAAAGGGAAGUGGUGGUCAACAUGUUGAACAGCUUAUCCCGCAACCAGCUGCCCUCCGUCCAGCACCAGACAGUCCUGCCCGGGCGCAAGCCCUUCCAAGGCUACUACAGUCCCUGCACCGGGCGCCACUACUGCCUGCGCGGGAUGGAUUACUACGUGGACGGCGCCCCCUGCAACGAGAGGCAGCUCAACCAGCUAGUGGAGAAGAUUGUAAGGAAUAUCCCAUACUGCGACUGCAGCCAAGAGACGAUGGGCUAUGCACCCACGCACAGCUCGCCGCAAUCUUUCCCGUAUAUGAACCUUAGGUGGGACACGAGUCACUUCCAGAAGGCCGGUGGGCCGCAGAAGGAUAGCUACGUCAUUCAUCCCGAGUUCGUGUCGGAGUCUUACCCCACUUCGCCGUGUUGGUAGAGAGCAGGGCCGGGCGCCCAUUAAAAUGGGCCUUGCCAA
This is a messenger RNA of Pelodiscus sinensis (Chinese soft-shelled turtle), 1165 nucleotides long. Lineage: Eukaryota; Metazoa; Chordata; Testudines; Trionychidae. The record is from RefSeq and is a predicted model, not a curated record.